CAAUGUGAUCUAUUUCUACUUCUAUGACCCUUUAAAGAAAAUGACAGUGAUCAGUAUUAUUUUAUUAGGAUGAGUAGCUUAGGGUAUCAUAAAUGUUGUGAUACACGUUAGUUUUACUGAAAGUAGAUCGAUCAUAUGAAUUGCGUCACAAAUGAAUGCAAAGAGUGAACCAUUAUGUCCUUAUCGUUUACUCCAUAGAUUUGCGAAAUCUUUCGCUUUAGCGUGUACUAUCUUUCCUGAUCUUGUAAACAUUAUUUUGGUCAUUCGGUACAAUAUAACAUAGGUUUAAUUAAACACCACGAUUUUGCAUGUAGUUCAUCAUGUUCAAAAUCUCGAGUACCGUUUUUAAAUUAUUUUGUAGCUCAGAUGUAAAAUGUUUUCAUCUGACUUCUCGAUACCGUUCAUUGACUUCUUUAAAUUUGUUUACGCGAGAACACGAUGAAAUGAGGAAGACUGUCAACAAGAUUAUCGAAAAAGAUAUUAAUCCUUUCGUCGACGAAUGGGAAAAAGCCCAUAAAUACCCAGCAAAGCAAGUUUUCCAGAAACUUGGAAAUGCAGGACUUCUUGGAAUAACUAAGCCAACUCAGUAUGGGGGUCUAGGAUUGGAUUAUUCAUUCACUGUAGCAUUUCUUGAAGAACUGAGUAAUAUUAAUUGUUCUGGUGUUCCUAUGAGUAUAGCUGUACAGACAGACAUGGCUAUUCCAGCUUUAGCAAGAUUUGGAAGUGAAGAAUUAAAGCAAGAGUUUCUAGCUCCCACAAUUGCUGGAGACAAAGUUGCCUGUAUUGGAGUUAGUGAAGUUCAUUGUGGAUCUGAUGUUGCUAGUAUUUCUACAAAAGCUGUCAGGAAAGGAGAUGAUCUUAUUAUUAAUGGAGGUAAAAUGUGGAUUACCAAUGGAACUCAAGCAGACUGGAUGUGCAUGUUAGCCAAUACAAGAGAUGGUCCACCACAUAAAAACAAGUCUCUCAUAUGUGUACCACUGAAUUUACCAGGUAUAUCUUUUAACAUCAUACAUAAACUGGGAACUUGUAGUUCUGACACAGCUCAGUUUUUUUUUGAAGAUGUGAAGGUACCAGCAAAAAAUAUUAUUGGUGAAGAGGGCAUGGGUUUUAUAUACCAAAUGUUGCAAUUUCAAGAUGAAAGACUUGCUGCUGUUAUUGGAGUUCCACCUAGAUUGAGUCAAAUCAUUCAAGCAACAGUAGACUAUUGCAAAGAAAGAAAAGCAUUUGGUCAACCUAUUAUAAAUAACCAAGUCAUACAUUAUACUCUUGCUGAAUUACAAAGUGAAGUUGAAGCACUGAGGUCUUUAAUAUAUCGAGCUGCAGCAAUGAUGAUUGAUGGCCAAGAUGUAACUUUGUUAGCAUCUAUGGCAAAACUAAAAGCUGGAAGACUUGCUCGAGAAGUUACAGAUAAGUGUCUUCAAUUUUGGGGAGGUAUGGGUUACACUUCUGAUGUUAACAUUAGUCGUGCAUUUAGGGAUGCACGACUUAUAUCAAUUGCUGGGGGCAGUGAUGAAAUUAUGUUAAGUAUUAUUUCCAAAUUUAUGGGUACAUUUCCCAAAACAAAGUGAUUCGCUUAAGUGUACUUUAAAUUAUUUCUCUAUAGCAUAAUGUAAGACUUGCUUUUUAUUUUAUUUUUCAUGGUAAAAUUAUUGAAAACAACUUUUCAUAAUGAAACAAUAUACCAAAAACAUAAGUGUUUUGUAUAUUAAAGUGGGUGAAAUGUUAAUGAUUAAUCGGUGCCUUAAAUAUUUUACAGAUUGAUUUUAAUAAUUAAUCAUUUAUAAUUAUUUUUAUUACUAUAUUGUAAACAGUAUAAUUCCAUUUUAUAAAAUAUAUAAUG
Molecule: messenger RNA, 1840 nt
Organism: Stegodyphus dumicola
Lineage: Eukaryota; Metazoa; Arthropoda; Arachnida; Araneae; Eresidae
Product: putative acyl-CoA dehydrogenase 6
Biological process (GO): fatty acid beta-oxidation using acyl-CoA dehydrogenase
Cellular component (GO): cytoplasm
Molecular function (GO): acyl-CoA dehydrogenase activity; flavin adenine dinucleotide binding
Source: RefSeq, a predicted model, not a curated record